Protomyces lactucae-debilis is the source of this 2754-nucleotide messenger RNA. RefSeq names its product fungal-specific transcription factor domain-containing protein. The transcript is spliced from 3 exons. Gene Ontology annotation, molecular function: DNA-binding transcription factor activity, RNA polymerase II-specific; DNA binding; zinc ion binding. Bases 234 to 2492 code for a protein of 752 amino acids. Lineage: Eukaryota; Fungi; Ascomycota; Taphrinomycetes; Taphrinales; Protomycetaceae. The record is from RefSeq and is a predicted model, not a curated record. Gene Ontology annotation, biological process: regulation of DNA-templated transcription; DNA-templated transcription.
ACCCGACGAAGGGCGACAUCAGGACUAUUGACUACAAGCAACAGCUGCAGCCAAGGCCGAGCCAGCAUAGUGUCAAAGUCUCGGAGUGGACUGCUCUAGAGACCAAAGCAGGCUGCUUGGCUUUAGAUUGCUCUUGCCAACGACAAACGCAUCGAUAGUCGCUGGCUCAAAGUUUAUCUUCUUCCAGAGGCAGCGCUUGGCAGGCUCCUUGCUUCAGGCCUGGAAGCAACAGCAUGGCUAAUAACGUCGAGAGAUCUUCUCAGCAACCAGCCCGGCAGUCGCCCGAUAUGCGCCGCGCCGACCACGCCGCACAGGCCCCUAUACAAUUUGUCUUUAUUGACGAGAGCAGUCGGGAUAGCAAACGAUCCAAAAUCACGCGAGCUUGUAUAUCCUGCCGACGACGCAAAAUCAAAUGCGUUUGGGGCGGUGAGAUUUGCACGAGCUGUCAACGACUCGGAACAGAAUGUGUUGUGCAAGCACAAGAAGGCGUGACGGAAGUGUCGCCGUACACCUCCAAUACACGCAGGACAUCGGGCGACGAUGGUGAAUUUGACGGAAGCAAUAAGCGAGCUCAGGAGCGGCGCUUGUCGGUUUCCACGCCGACCAACUCGACCGCAGAUACCCAGCACUCUGUCUCACCACCAAGCUCAUACAUUGUGCCUGCACGAACGGCAGCUGCGCGAAGGCCAGCUCAAGGCAAUCGCAGAGCCAGCCACAAGACCAGUCAGGGGACGCUAGCAAUGGCAAGCAAGACUCCCCUGACGGACAGUAUGCCCGGCGUGAAUACACUGACUGAUAUUUUUGGCGGGCUCCACAUUCAUCAAGGCGGGAUCGCUGGCUACAUCAACGACGACGCAGCUACUUCCAUGAACGACGAUUUCUACACCAAGCGAAUGGCAUCAGACAUGUUUCCAGUGAUAUCAGAAUGGCCCGUUACACACGACGAGAUUGCAAGCUUACUGCCGCCAACCGACUUGGCAUUUGAUCUGCUCAAUAUCUUCUUUGAUGAUUUGCACCCAUACCUGCCGGUGGUCAACAGGCAGCUCUUCUUUCAAGACUACGUCAGCGACCGCACAGUCAUCUCGCCUUAUCUGCUGCUCUCCAUCUUUGCCCUCGCAGCACGAUUCUCAGAAGAUCCUCGUGUGCGAUCUCUACCUGACGAACCCACGACGCGCGGUGACAUUUGGUGGGAUUUGAUACAGCGCUACAAGGACGACUUUCGGGAUUCUCCGAGGUUGUCUACCGUCCAAGCAGAUGUGCUCAACCUGAAGAAUCUUGAGUCCCGACCAGAGACGAAAGGAUACUGGUAUCGCGCAUGGUUCAACCUCUCAUGUACCUUACGCAUGUGCAAAGAUCUGGGCUUGCAUCAUGUCAACAGGCCAAUGGUCACAGACCCAGAUGCUGUCGCUGGACGACGUGUCUGGCAAGUUUGCUUCAUCUAUGACCAGAUGAUGGCGAGUUCGCAGGGCAGAGAGAUGCAAUUGGACAUGAGUCUCGUGGAUUUGACACUUCUCCCUUCUCUGCAACUUAUGGAGCACGACUUUACCGAGGAGGAAGUCAACCUACACAAUAAUUUUGUCUUCAUGGUUGGCCUGCUCAAGAUUCUCCGUCGCGGCACCGUCGUCUUUAGAACAGUCGGAAUCAAGUUCCCCUUUGCGGCGGAUGCGAGUUACCCUGCCAUCAGCGACGUUCUUGAGCAAUGGCACAAGAACUUACCAGAUCGUCUCAGGUAUUGUCCAUUCAAAGAUGAGCGCCUGUCUAGUCAUUUCGUCGGGCAGCUUCACCUGACGUACUGUCUCAUCACAUGCUUACUACAUCGACCUUGGCUCGUGUCUGUAGGUGCCUAUGGCGCUUCAGGCGAAUGGCGCACGCAUCUGCGCAAAUGCAAUGAAGCAGCAAGGGCCAUCACCGCAACGUACGAAGCCUUGUUCCGCCAAUACGGUUCUCGCAGUGUACAACUCAUGCUUCGUGGCAAUUACUUUGCCAUGUAUGUGUGUGUUGUUGCGACCAUGAUUCAUGCAGUCAGUCUGACUUGUCCUGAGCAAGAAUUCAGUGAAGGUGCGAGUGACUUCUUCUCUCGCUCGCUCUCGAUUCUUGAUCGGCUGGCUGUCAUCUUGUCUACGCCCAUGAUGCGCAAACAGUACCACCAGAGCUUGCCUCAUUACAGGAACAAUAUCGCAAGAUUCAGCAGCAACAGAGCCAACAAGCUUUGCAUGCCAACGCAAAGGUCAAGUCGCCGAGUCAGGUGCAUCGUCCUGCAAAGACGGUGCCUCAAGAUAUCCUCCACUACCCAUCUCUGUCCGCAAGCUCACUCAACCAAGAUUCAUUGGUCACAUAUGGUGAUGCAAGCCAGUUGCAGUAUUAUGCUGCUCAAGAUACCUAUGCCGGGCAGGAUCCAGGUAUGUUGUCGGUGCAGUAUGGAUCCCAGCUUGACGCAAGCACACUUGCAAGCUCACCAGCAUCGAUACAUCCUGAUGGAUCGCCGUCGUUGAUGCAACAACCUUCGAUGCCAUAUCCGCAAUAUCCACACAUGUCACCAAUGCACUGGAAUCCAGCUGGUCUGAUCAAUGCAUGGAACAGUAAUUUCCCCUCCGCGUCGAUGGGUAUCGAGACGACCAUGGCUGGUGAUAUGGCGAGUCCUGGGCAGCUUGAUGCUGCUACAGCGCAUAAUAUCAUCCUUCCAGAUGGCAGUCUGCAGUUACCUGUGUACUAUGUGCCGAACGAAACAAACAACCAUUCACAGAUAGGAUCGCA